Molecule: messenger RNA, 1425 nt
Organism: Ilyonectria robusta
Lineage: Eukaryota; Fungi; Ascomycota; Sordariomycetes; Hypocreales; Nectriaceae
Exons: 3
Coding region: 103-1260 (385 amino acids)
Source: RefSeq, a predicted model, not a curated record
CGCCAGCCUGAAGUAUAAAGCUGGGCCUUUACCCUCCCCGAAGCGCUUGACUUUUCGACAACCCACUCAGAUCCAUCAUCACCAUCGCUCAGAUCAGUGACUAUGUCGGACCACCACCAGCCCAGCACGAGUGGCUCUCGGGAAGUUGACGCAAGGCUAGAAUCUUCACCAUACACCAGCCCUUUCGUCGCUCUCUUCUUGCACAACAAAGAUACCCUAUACAUCCCCGGAGAGCUACUUAAAAAGUGCCCUAAAAUCGCCUCUCGCUGCAAAGUACGACCCAAGCUCCGAGACUUCGAAUACUGUGAAUCUGUUUUUUUGGAUGUGGCGCUUGACAUCGGCCAUAUCCUUGUUCACUUCCUGAUCACUGGGCGCUACCAGUGCCUCGAACCAAAACAAGCGACAACUUGUGAGAUGAAUGCGUCCAAGUUCACAACUGCGCUUCGGGUGUAUUCUGCGGCUCAAGAAUUCAACCUGCCCUUACUUGGCGACCUCGCAGAAGCAGAAAUACGCAGACUAGGUGAAGAACUGAGCGUGCCCCACAUCAUCGACAUCAUGGAAGGGGAAAAAGAAAACCCCUUUCAAACUCCAUGGAUUGCGCUCUACGUCGAAUCCAGAGUGCAAUCCUUCUUAACUAUUCCGACGCGCCAAUAUGCGAGACACCUGCUCUCUGAGCUGGGGACCCCUACCACGAGCAGUAAGCUCAUUCUCCGGAGUAUGGUCACGCUCCGGAGUAGAGAAUUGUUGCACGAAGAAGAGAAAAAGGGAGGAGAAGGUCUUAUGGGAGACCAGUCGGAGGCCGUCCAUGCCAUACCAACCAAGGACGAUGCAGAAUCUUCUUCGCAGUUAACCCAUUCUUCUACAAUCGACGGAAAACGGGUUUCACCCGAUACAUUACUCAUUCUGCCAAGGAUAGAUGUGCCCACGCCGAUCCCCGAUGCCACCACCGAUCAUCAAGCCAUAUGUGAAAACGAGCCGGCUCGAAUCAGUGACAGCUCAUAUACUGUGGUUCUAUCAAAGAAACAGAAGAAAAGACAAGCUAAGGAAGCAGAGCGAAGAAGAAAAGAAGAGAGGAAGCAAAAGAGACAAAUGGUAGGCUUCAUUGAUGUCAACAGGCUCCUGUUAGAUGAUGAGGAGUCUAUCCGACCUGCGUCGGUUUUGAGCGAAAAGUCAAGGACAUCCGAGACACGGAGCAUCAACUCUGAGUGGACGCUAUCUGACGACUUCCUUGCCGAAUUGGAGUAUGAAAUUGGGCGUUGAGCUAGCUGGAGUGCUAUUUUGAGCUGGUAAAUGCCCAAGACUUGGAACAGGCACACACCUCCUCUUUAAUUGAAGUACACAUUUGUCUUGCCUUUUAUCUUGGACAUUAAAUGGCCUGAUUCCAGGUCUUAUUGAUCGGAACUUUUUGCUGCAAGAAAAUAAGCU